This is a messenger RNA of Aethalodelphis obliquidens (Pacific white-sided dolphin), 1998 nucleotides long. RefSeq names its product basic leucine zipper and W2 domains 2 (gene BZW2). Gene Ontology annotation, molecular function: protein binding. The transcript is spliced from 12 exons. NCBI's taxonomy places the organism in Eukaryota, Metazoa, Chordata, Mammalia, Artiodactyla, Delphinidae. The coding region runs from base 304 to 1563 and encodes 419 amino acids. The record is from RefSeq and is a predicted model, not a curated record. Gene Ontology annotation, cellular component: membrane; cytoplasm.
AAAUUCUCUUUCUGGAAUUUCUGUGUUCGGCAGUUUCUGCUAGGGGCAUGCAUCUCCCUUGCUCUCGAUAUACACCCCCCUUCAUUUCCCAGGGAGUGGAGCGGCCCGGGACGGGGGCGGGCUGGGAGGCGGGGCGGCGUGGUAGGCGGGUCUGCGCCGAGCUCCGUGUGUCGGUGUCAAUGUGUCUGUCCUUCACUCCUCCAUUGUCUGCCGCCACCACUGCCGCCGCUGCCACUGCCGCUGCCGGAAUCGCUGCAGCCCCCAGCCUCGCGCGUCGCCGCUACCUCCUCGGACAGAAAUUUUAUGAAUAAGCAUCAGAAGCCAGUGCUAACAGGCCAGCGGUUCAAAACUCGGAAAAGGGAUGAAAAAGAGAAAUUCGAACCCACAGUCUUCAGGGAUACACUCAUCCAGGGACUUAAUGAAGCUGGUGAUGACCUUGAAGCUGUAGCCAAGUUUCUGGACUCUACAGGCUCAAGAUUAGAUUAUCGUCGCUAUGCAGACACACUCUUCGAUAUCCUGGUGGCUGGCAGUAUGCUCGCCCCUGGAGGAACACGCAUAGAUGAUGGUGACAAGACCAAGAUGACCAACCACUGUGUGUUUUCAGCAAAUGAAGAUCACGAAACCAUCCGAAACUAUGCUCAGGUCUUCAAUAAACUCAUCAGGAGAUAUAAGUAUUUGGAAAAGGCAUUUGAGGAUGAAAUGAAAAAGCUUCUCCUCUUCCUUAAAGCCUUUUCUGAAGCAGAGCAGACAAAGUUGGCAAUGCUGUCUGGGAUUCUGCUGGGCAAUGGCAACCUUCCUGCCAACAUCCUCACCAGUCUCUUCACUGACAGCUUAGUCAAAGAAGGCAUUGCAGCCUCAUUUGCUGUCAAGCUUUUUAAAGCGUGGAUGGCAGAAAAAGAUGCCAACUCUGUUACCUCCUCUUUGAGAAAAGCCAACUUAGACAAGAGGCUACUUGAGCUCUUUCCAGUUAACAGACAGAGCGUGGAUCAUUUUGCUCAGUACUUCACUGACGCAGGUCUUAAGGAGCUCUCUGACUUCCUCCGAGUCCAGCAGUCCCUGGGCACCAGGAAGGAGCUGCAGAAGGAGCUCCAGGAGCGUCUUUCUCAGGAAUGCCCGAUCAAGGAGGUGGUGCUCUAUGUUAAAGAAGAAAUGAAGAGGAAUGAUCUUCCAGAAACAGCAGUGAUUGGACUGCUAUGGACCUGUAUAAUGAACGCUGUGGAAUGGAACAAGAAGGAAGAGCUCGUUGCCGAGCAAGCCCUCAAGCAUCUGAAGCAAUACGCUCCACUCCUGGCUGUGUUCAGCUCCCAAGGCCAGUCAGAGCUGAUCCUCCUCCAGAAGGUGCAAGAGUACUGUUAUGACAACAUCCAUUUCAUGAAAGCCUUUCAGAAGAUCGUGGUUCUUUUUUAUAAAGCUGAUGUGCUGAGUGAAGAAGCGAUAUUGAAAUGGUACAAAGAAGCACAUGUUGCCAAAGGCAAAAGUGUUUUUCUUGACCAGAUGAAGAAAUUUGUUGAGUGGUUACAAAACGCAGAAGAAGAAUCUGAAUCUGAAGGUGAAGAAAAUUAGACAGCUCAAGAAGCACAAUACCUAGGUCACCACACAACACUCUUACGGGGAAUGCUGAACCAUUUGAGAAGAGAAACUUGGCUUCUGUUUUCACAAAGGAAAAAAAAAAAUAGGAUAGGCUUCCCUUGUGCAGAGGGGGAAAUGGUUUUUGUUUUUGUUUUGUUUUUAAAUGGAGCCCUGAGGCAUCAGCUAUUAUACUUGGGACUCUACCUCUCACUCACUAUAUGCUAACUUAAAGCCAUUCAACAGGGAGUCCAGUAGGUGUCUGAAAUUAAAUACUCCACAGACUCCUCUUUUUUAGCUGUAUUUUUCAGGUACUGUGUGGUGAAUGCCCCACUGGUGUCUAUUACAGGGCCACUUUGGUAGUUGUGUAUCUGCUCGUGUAUGUGAUUUGACAAACAGUUUUUUAAAAUAAAUGGCUUUUUAAAAAUCUGG